This is a messenger RNA of Rhopilema esculentum, 426 nucleotides long. The record is from RefSeq and is a predicted model, not a curated record. Lineage: Eukaryota; Metazoa; Cnidaria; Scyphozoa; Rhizostomeae; Rhizostomatidae.
AUGUGUUCUGUAGGAAAGAAAAUGGGUGACCCAUGUCACAAGCUCACGUUUUCGAGAAAGGUUGGAAGUAAAAGGCUGGAUUCAAUCGAUUGUGAUGUAAGAGAACUGAUAUUUUGGAGGUCUGGGUUGUCGUUGAUUAACAAAGAUGCUGAUAUCUGUUUGCAUCACGAGCAGUUGCUAAUCAAAAGGUACUCUCUUGCGCAAAAAACUUGCUGCAAUCCUUUCCAGAUACAUAAGAAGGCAGCAAAAGGUGGUCUCAAGGAGAUCAAAUUGUCAAAUGCAAAGGAUUUGGUAACCAGAGGAUUUGAUGUCGUUCCUGGCCAAAAGCUUUGCCCCUCUUGUACAAUUCGAAUGAAUGAGACAAAGAACGAUCCUAUCCAUGCAGCUGAACCCGAUGAAGCGUUUGAGGAAGAUUUUGAUAAAGAG